AUGCACGGUGGGAACACUUCUGAGGCGAUGGAAGAUUUCACAGGAGGUCUGACGGAGUUUCUGGAGCUUGGCACCUACAAUCCCCUACCAUAUCUCUUUCGAAUUAUAGAGAAAUCUAAUGAACGGCGAUCCCUAAUGGCAUGCUCGAUUGACGCCAGCCCGGAUCAGAUGGAGGCUGAUGGUCCAUUCGGUUUAGUACUGGGUCACGCUUAUUCGGUUACAGAUGUGAAGCGAUUUGUUCACGUGAGUAAAGCCGAGGGACCUCGACAGCUACAGCUUCUUCGUCUACGUAACCCGUGGGGUAACGAUAGAGAAUGGUACGGCCCAUGGAGCGAUCGGUCGAAUGAGUGGAACGGCAUAUCUGCAUCGGAGCGAAAACGAAUUGGCCUCGUGUUCGAACAUGACGGCGAAUUCUGGAUGUCUAUGGAAGAUUUUUUGCGCUACUUUUCGCAUCUGGAAUUCUGUCACCUCGGGCCUGAAUCGCUUGGACUUUGGCAUACGUUGCGUCAAGAUCCCAAUAUGCGGCGAUGGGAGAUGACUAGAAUGGAGGGCGAAUGGAUUCGAUACGCGUCUGCCGGCGGCUGUCGAAACUACGAAGGCACGUUUCACAUGAACCCUCAGUUCCGUGUCCAGGUGACGGAUCCUGAUGAGACAGACGGAGAUAAUAUGGGCACCAUCAUUGUGGGUCUCAUGCAAAAAGGGCGAAGGGAACAACUGAAAGCAUAUCAUACGAUUGGGUAUGCGAUUUAUCGGAUCGGGACCGAUUUCCUGGAGGAAUCAAUUACUCAAUUUCACGAACACGUCCAGUCUGUGGAUAUUGCUUCCUUCAAUAAAGUGUAA
This is a messenger RNA of Dicrocoelium dendriticum, 840 nucleotides long. Lineage: Eukaryota; Metazoa; Platyhelminthes; Trematoda; Plagiorchiida; Dicrocoeliidae. The record is from the annotation of a GenBank genome assembly.